This is a messenger RNA of Adineta ricciae, 1005 nucleotides long. The record is from the annotation of a GenBank genome assembly. Lineage: Eukaryota; Metazoa; Rotifera; Eurotatoria; Adinetida; Adinetidae.
AUGUUAUUACGAGCAGUGGAUGUCUUCGAUAUUUACGUUGAACCAUUUAUUCACACUGGUUUUCGUCUACCCAAUCAACCCUAUUCUUAUUACUGUCGUUCAUUAUUUUCUCUACAUAAUGAAACAUUAUCUGUGUGGAUACAUUUAAUCGGAACAUUUGUCCUUAUCGGACAAGUUUUUCAGCAGAUAUUUCAUUUUCCAUCAAGAACAAAUUCGAUUAUCCUUAGUAUUUAUGUUUUUUAUAAUUCUUUUGGUGCUUGUCUGAUGCUUCUAUGUUCUGCUCAAGCACAUUUACUUCAUUCGAGAACAUUAGUUGAUCAUUUACGUUCGUUUUAUUUGGAUUAUUUCGGAAUUAACUUCUAUGGAUUCACUUCCGGAAUAAUUCUUUACAAGUUUUCUUUUCAAAAACAUUUUCAUAUUAAAGAUCGAUCGACUGAUGAGACGCGGUAUUAUAUGACAUUGACUUUGUUUACAUUAUAUUCGUUAUCAAUGGCGUGUUUUUGUAAAAUAUUUUAUCAUCGGCCAUAUCCAUUUUCACAUAAAUGUUUACAGUGCUCAGGCGUUUUACUUGUUUAUCUCUAUCAGAUUUGGCCAAUCUUAAAAAUGUUAUUCUUGACAUAUGUUUUUCCUGAUGAGAGACAAGAGUUGAAUGAACACGGAGAAAAAGCGUUGUUUUGGCAUCUAUUACAGAUUGUUUCGUUUGUGUUAAGUGGCUUCAUUUUCGUUGGGAGAAUUCCUGAACGAUUCUACCCGGGUGGAUUCGAUUUGUUCGGUCAAUCUCAUCACGCUUUUCAUUUCACUAUUUUUCUCAUGAUUUAUUGUCAAUCCAAUGCGGUUUACCAAGAUAUUCUUUCUUCGUCUUCACAAAUGAUUGAACAUAAUCUAAUCAAAGAUCUGCUCUUUACCCUUUUAGUACUAAUUUUACAAUUAUUAACAAUUUGUUCGUGGUUUCGAAUCAGUCGACCGGCAAUUGAACGACGUUAUCAAGCGACUUUCGAUGAUUAA